Molecule: messenger RNA, 1293 nt
Organism: Colletotrichum orchidophilum
Lineage: Eukaryota; Fungi; Ascomycota; Sordariomycetes; Glomerellales; Glomerellaceae
Product: C4-dicarboxylate transporter/malic acid transporter
Exons: 3
Coding region: 1-1293 (430 amino acids)
Biological process (GO): malate transmembrane transport
Cellular component (GO): membrane
Molecular function (GO): malate transmembrane transporter activity
Source: RefSeq, a predicted model, not a curated record
AUGGCCGCUGCAGACGAACCAAUAAAUGUCGUCUCCAAGGCCUCAACCCGGACGAGGGACGAGGGCCAAAUCUCAGACGAGCCACCUCAGAAUGCCCUCAUGGCCACACUCUCCCGCACAAAAAGCAGGACCAACACUAUCCUUGAAAAAGUCUCGCUACGCGAACGCAUCCAUCACUUUACUUUUGCAUGGUACACCCUAACCAUGUCAACAGGCGGUAUCGCCCUCCUUCUCGCCGAAACUCCUCACCGCUUCCGUGGCCUGGAAACAAUAGGCCUCAUUGUCUUCCUUCUCGACAUCGUCCUCAUCUUUCUCAUCACGCUCGCCCUCUGCCUCCGCUUCUCCUUCUUUCGAAAGACGCCAGCAAAGGCCAUCACGCACCCCUCAGAGUCCCUCUUCAUUCCGACCUUCUUCCUUUCCAUCGCCGCCGCCCUCUCAAACAUCCAGCACUACGCCGUCCCAAAAUGCGGCCCAUGGCUCAUCGUCACGUUGAGGGUGUGCUUCUGGAUCUACCUCGUCGUCACCUUCUUCGCCUCCGUCGGCAUGUACCACCUCCUCUUCACCGGUCGCAGAAGACUAUCCCUAGAUAGCAUGACCCCGGCGUGGAUCCUGCCCAUCUUUCCCGUCAUGUUGUCAGGUACUCUGGCUGGGUUCAUGGCCUCCUCGCAACCGCCAAAUCAGGCUGCCGCCAUGCUGGGGGCGGGUCUCGCAGCUCAGGGGUUAGGCUUCCUCGUCUCGGCUUUCAUGUACGCGACGUAUCUCUCCAGGCUCAUGACUAUUGGUCUUCCCGUCCAACGCCCCGGUAUGUUCAUCGCAGUCGGACCACCGAGUUUCACCGCCGCAGCAUUGGUGGCGAUGGGCGCAGACGUACCCCGUCUCAUCGCCUCCGAGGGAUCCUUCAUCUCCGGCUCCCUCCGCGACGCGGCAUAUCUGUACGGCAUGGAAAAUCCGGGCACUGUUGCAUUCGCCGUACGUGCCGUGGCUCUCUUUUCUGCCGUGUUCCUAUGGGGCCUCUCGUUCUGGUUCUUCUCUUCCGCCUGUCUCUCUACACUGUUUGGCAUGCCCGAUCACUCAUUCCAUCUGAGCUGGUGGAGUUUUGUCUUCCCCAACGUUGGCUUCACCAUUGCCACGAUCCGCAUAGGCGAAGCGUUUGGUAGCGAGGGUUUGUUAUGGUUGGCCACAGUGUUCACCAUCGUGUUGGUCGCUGUUUGGCUCUUCGUUGGCAUUUGCUGUGCUCGUGCUGUCAUCAGGAGAAAGCUCGUCUGGCCAGGCCGAGACGAGGACAGCGAUUAG